CCGAGAGCCCUGCGUUUAAACCGAGCGCGAGGAGGACAUGAGUGUUUUUUUGUUUGUUUGUUUCCACGCUGCCGUUAUUUAAAGAGCCGUUAACGAAAAUUCAGCUCAAACGACAACCGCUCUUUCAGUUCUCGACACAUUUGAGGCGAAUUCAGACUGCACGUCCCGUCUCUCGCCACUUUUUUGUCGUCUCACCUGCACUCGCCGUGCUCAGGAGAGGAGAGGUGCCCGGUAAUGGAUCAGGACAAGUACUUGCCAGAGCUGAUGGCCGAGAAGGAAAGCCUGGACCCCUCUUUCGUUCACGCCAUGCGCCUUCUGGCUGAAGAAAUUGAAAAGUACGAAGGGGAUGAGCUGAGAAAAGACGGGGAGGUGAAGAAGUACCUGGAUAUCAUCAGCAACAAAAACAUCAAGCUGUCAGAGAGAGUGCUUAUUCCAGUGCAGCAGUAUCCAAAGUUUAAUUUUGUUGGGAAACUGCUGGGGCCCCGGGGCAAUUCCAUGAAAAGAUUACAAGAGGAAACGGGAGCAAAGAUGUCCAUCCUUGGCAAAGGCUCAAUGAGGGAUAAAGGCAAGGAAGAAGAGCUGAGGAAAAGUGGGGAGGCGAAAUACGCCCAUUUGAGCAACGAUCUCCAUGUUUUAAUUGAAGUCUUUGCACCACCUGGAGAGGCCUAUUCCCGCAUGAGCCAUGCCUUGGAGGAGAUUAAGAAAUUCCUGGUUCCUGACUACAACGACGAGAUCAGGCAAGAGCAGCUCCGCGAACUCUCCUAUCUGAACGGCUCUGAUGACCCAAGCAGAGGGAGGAGCGUGCGAGGACGCGGCAUACGGCUCACCUCCACAGCUUCUACACGGGGUCGUGGGGGAGCAGUGCCACCUCCUCCACCCGGCCGUGGAGCUGCAGCCCCUGGGGGAACCGUGGGUACACGCACUUCCCUACCCACCACCAUGUUAGCUAGAGGAGUCUCGACCCCCAGGGCCAGAGGAACAUCAGGGACCCCCGGAUAUAGAGCCCCUCUGCUGCAGGCCACACAUGAAGCCUACGAUGACUAUGGCUAUGAUGACGGAUAUGACGGGGAAUAUGAUGACCAGAGUUACGAGGCUUACGACGACAGCUACAACAACCAGUCUAAAAGUGUUUCAGAAUAUUACGAAUAUGGACAUGGGACCAAUGAUGAUAACUACAACGAUUACGCAGAAGAGGAGUGGACUCAGCCUCGGCCAAGCCGCAAAGCUCCGACAGCAAGACUUACACGAGGGGGAUACAGAGAACACCCCUAUGGUAGAUAUUAAAGGUGCUCUAAAUCGGUGACCUCCCCUUACUGGCAACCUGACUUAAUAAUCUAACAGAACUCCAAAUCUAACCUCCCCUAAUUAAGGAGCAAGAAAGUGCUUACAGCAUAUGGUCCCUUCUCUUGUUUUGAUAACAUGACUUAUUUAUAGAACACAUCUAAGAAACACAAUCUAGAUCUGGCAAGGAUCCUGCAUAAACGAAACACUUUCAUUGGAAUGCUACUUAGAUGUUUUUUUGUUUGCUCCCCGGAAUCUAAAGCAUGGAGUUGCCUACGAAGUGAUGCUUCCUUGUUCUUGGCUACCAUUUCACCAAGUCAAAAACUGCUACCCUUAAGUAUUAGACACCCAUAUUGUACAUAACAUCUUUCUUAAUAUUUCUUGAUUUGAUGACAGUAAAUAAUGAGUUUGUAUAUUUGAUUUUGAUAUCAGUAUUGGGAUUGAAAGCAAUCAGAUAUGUAUGUAGCUACCUACAAGUGCUCUGCUUUGUGUGUAGCCUGUAUUUGUACAUAAAUAUGUAAUAAAAAGAACAUAAAGCACCUUGUGUAAGCUUCUCUAAAUAGGUGACCAUAAUUGUUAAAUUUUUGUUGCCAUAAUUUGUUAAUAGAACUGACAUCAUUUUUGUAAAAUUAGAUAAGUACAUACAUGUUUUUAGUAAUAAAUGCCUGUUUUAGUUGAGGAAACUGCUAAUAUGUUUGUUUUUUUAUAUACAUAUAUAUACAUACAUAUAUAUACAUUUACGUAACAAAGGAAGUUAACAAAAAGGAACUUUAGAGAGGUUGUCGAGUCGUUUUGUGUAACAAUAGAGAAGCUGCAUUAAUACAGUUUCAACUUUGUUAAAUAAUUUUAACACUAGCACUAAAUUGUUCAUUGAAUCUUGAUUCGUUAUUUAAAUGUUUAAGGUGUUAAUGGAAACCAACUGUUUAGAUCAAUAAAUUGACUUUUUUA
Colossoma macropomum (tambaqui) is the source of this 2229-nucleotide messenger RNA. RefSeq names its product KH domain containing, RNA binding, signal transduction associated 2 (gene khdrbs2). The coding region runs from base 235 to 1284 and encodes 349 amino acids. Gene Ontology annotation, cellular component: nucleus. Gene Ontology annotation, molecular function: poly(A) binding; mRNA binding. Gene Ontology annotation, biological process: regulation of alternative mRNA splicing, via spliceosome. The transcript is spliced from 9 exons. Lineage: Eukaryota; Metazoa; Chordata; Actinopteri; Characiformes; Serrasalmidae. The record is from RefSeq and is a predicted model, not a curated record.